UCCUCUCUUGUCUUUGUGUUUGUCUCUAAACUAAGCGGUUCUGUUUGGAGUGCAGAUCAGAGCUGGAACAGAUGGUUUUCAUCCUGCAGAGCAGCGCAGAAGAAGAUCAGGGACCGAGACAAGCUUCAGAUCUCCGUCCUCCGGCCUCAGAGGAUCCGGGCGUCGCUCGCAGGAAGGCGACAUGGACUCCUGCGCGGCAGCAGAGCGCUCCUCCGGCGGCCUCACCAACAGGAGCAGCAGCUUUUUCAAGCUGAUUGACACCUUUGCGCUGGAGAUCGGCGAGCUGAAGAAGGAGAUGGUCCAGGCGGCGCCAGCUUUGGACAAGCAGCCCGUGGCGUUACAAGGGCUGCAGGCCGGUGCGUACCUGCAGCCCCCUCACUGCGGCGUCUCGGUGGGGGAAAAGGAUUCCGGCUAUGACUCCCUGCGGAGAAGGAUGAGCGUGCUGGACCGGCUGACCCAAACCCACCAGGUCUGGCUGCUGCUGGCGGUCAGUGAGGACGAGGCCUCCGGCAUACUGCUCAAACAGCCUCCAGGGGUGUUUCUGGUCAGAAAGUCGGCGGUUCUGCAAAGGAAGGUUCUGUCCGUGCGUUUGGACGAGGGCGGGUCGGAAGCUCCCAUCAGCCACUUCCAUGUCAGGGAGAGUCAGUACUCCUUUUCCAUCGAAGGAUCUGGGAUCAGCUUUGCAGAUCUAUUCCACCUUGUGGCCUUCUACUGCGUCAGCAGAGACAUCCUGCCGUUCACGCUCAAACUUCCUGAGGCCAUUUCAUCAGCAAAGACGCAGAAAGAACUGGAGGACGUGGCUCAGCUCGGCGCAGGCUUCUGGGACUCUGCCCUGUGCAGUCAGCGACGCUCCUCGCCUUCGGUCUGUCGCCGUCUGAGCCGGACGCUCAGCCCGCAGCGGAGCAGACGGACGGCUGAGGUGGAGGAGUCACGGCAGGGACACGCUGGUGCUCACAGCGACAGCGCGCCGCCAACCUUACAGCCCCACACGUCUCCUCCUGCCUUUUUCCAGCACGCCACUCAUCCCGCCGGACCCCUGUGCUUCGUGAACCCCCUGUUCCUGCAAACUCACCCCCGCGGCCACGAGGCCAACCCUCCGACCCGGUCCCAAUCAGAGGCAGCUCCGGAUUCGCAGACGCCGAGCAGCAGCAGCAGCCGGUGCCGUGAGCCGGAGGUGGAUCGGACCAAGCUGAACGGUAAAUCACGCCCCCCACCUCCUCGUCCCCCGCCUCCACGCUCGAUGCCGAGCCGCCGGCCGGCUCCGGCCCCACCCGGGCCUCCGGCGGCCGCUUCCAGAACCAAGAGCAUGCCGACAGCCGUGGCCAGCAGGAAGCCGCAGACCUCGACCAGGCGCCCUGCACCUGCCCCGCCUCCGCUCCCCGCCAAAACCAGCAGCUCGGUCAAAAGCGCCGUGUCACCAAACCGACCGCCUCCUCGACCCAAAAGGCCCGAUCUGGAAGCUCACCGCUGCCACAUCGCUCUGGACGACGAAACCAUCGCCAGGGCUCUGUCCCGCGCCAACCUGCCCUCCUGCCAGCCGCCCCCUGCUGCUGAGGAACCGCCGCAGAACCUCAGCCUGUCCGGUCCUGAUGAGAGGGGGCGGCAGCGGUUCAGCGACAUGAGCAUGUCAACGUCGUCCUCAGACUCCCUGGAGUACUCCAGGUCUCCUGGCUUCUCCCUGGACCUGGCCCCCAGCCCGCCUCAGGACGCGGGCCAGGAGGACAGCACCGAGGACGAUGAGGACGUGGAGGAAGAGGAGGAGGAGGACUACGGCGUCGGGAUGGAAGCCGACCUGGAGUCGCGCCUCGGGCAGGUCCUGAAAGCUCGAAGGCGAAGGGUCGGCGUGAGCCUGGGCGGGGGGUCCUUCAUCCUGCCCCGUUCUCUGAAGGGACGCUUCAGCAAGGUGGGCGGGAUGCUCAGCUCCCUGAUGACGCCGGAGAAGCGGGCCGUGAAACGCAUCACCGAGCUGUCCCGGGACAAGAGCUCGUACUUCGGCUCGCUGGUUCAGGACUACAUCAGCUUUGUUCAGGAGAACCGCAGCUGUCACACGUCCGGCAUGGACUUCCUGCAGACCGUCCGGCAGUUCAUGACACAGAUGAAGGCGUACCUGCGGCAGAGCUCCGAGCUCGACCCCCCCUUAGAGUCCCUCAUCCCCGACGACCAGAUCGACCGGGUUCUGGAGAAGGCCAUGCACAAAUGUGUCCUGAAGCCUUUGAAGAGCGUCAUUGAGGUGAUCCAGCACGAUUUCCAGGUGAACAGCGGAGCUUUGCAGCAGCUCAGGGAGAACCUGGCUCUGGCGAAGACCAAGAAGCCCCAGGAGCUGGGGGUGGAUGGAGCCGUGCCGCCGGACGCCGCGGCCAUUGAGAAAAUCCGCCAGAAGUUCCUGAGCAUGCGGAAGAUGUACUCCCCUGACCAGAAGGUGUCGCUGCUGCUACGGAUUUGCAAACUCAUCUACACCAUCAUGCAGGAUAACUCAGGCAGGAUGUACGGGGCCGAUGACUUCCUGCCCAUGCUGACCUACGUGGUGGCUCAGUGCGACAUGCCGCAGCUGGACAUGGAGGUCCAGUACAUGAUGGAGCUGCUGGACCCGACUCUGCUGCAAGGAGAAGGCGGCUACUACCUGACCAGCGCUUAUGGAGCCAUGGCGCUCAUCAAGAACUUCCAGGAGGAGCAGGCGGCCCAGGUUCUGAGCUCUGAGGCCAGGAACACCCUGCACCAGUGGCACCGCCGGCGCACGGCGCAGCGCUCUGUGCCGUCUGUGGACGACUUUCAGAACUUCCUCCGGGUCGCCCUGCAGGAGGUGGGCUCGGGCGUCACGGCUAAAACCCUGCAGGUGCAGCCGUACACCACGGCGGAGGAGGUCUGCUCCCUCUGCGCCUGCAAGUUCAAGAUCCCCGACCCCGAGAACUACGCCCUGUUCCUGAUCACCGAGGACACGAGCCAGCAGCUGGCCCCGGACACGCACCCCCAGCAGAUCAAAGCGGAGCUGCACAGCCGGCCGCUCGAACACGUCUUCCACUUCGUCUACAGGAGGGUGGCCAACCUGAACCUCUGCAGCCCGGCUGACGUCGACAACGGGAACUGCCUGCAGGUGGAAUAGGGCAGGACUGCCGUUGCGUCUUGUUGGGAUAUUUAGAAAGUUUAUAAAGACAGAUUUGAGGACGUCUGGUGUUUGUUUGGAGGGACUGGUCGAUGCUUUAGGAAGAGGAAUCUAGUUUAGGGUAGAUUGUAGCGCGUGUGUUUGUACGAAGUUUGGAAACGCCGAGGCCUCCUGCUUAAAUUUGGCUUUAACUGCUGUCCUGUCUCAUAUAUGAACCGAACACUGUAUGUUACUGAGAGCGGGCCCCAGGUUAAAACUUUGCUAAAAUCUUUAUUUAAUAAGUGAAGCGGUCUUUUGUAAAAAUGUGUUUUUAUUGCUCCACAGCUGCAGGUCAAUUGUGGAUUAUAUUUCUGUGUAAAAAAAAUAUUUUUAUAUUCCUGUUAAGUGACAAAGAUUCAUAUUCUGAUGUAAUGUUUGUUUACUGGACUUAUUUAUGCCAGUUAUUUCUCAAAUGUUGUUGUGAAACAACAAUAUUUCAGUUGUCUGUAGUGAGAAGCUCAAAUGUGAUUCUGGAAAUUAAAAACUUUCUGAACAAAACAAC
Molecule: messenger RNA, 3641 nt
Organism: Fundulus heteroclitus (mummichog)
Lineage: Eukaryota; Metazoa; Chordata; Actinopteri; Cyprinodontiformes; Fundulidae
Product: ras and Rab interactor 2
Exons: 13
Coding region: 182-3100 (972 amino acids)
Biological process (GO): vesicle-mediated transport; signal transduction
Cellular component (GO): cytosol; endocytic vesicle
Molecular function (GO): small GTPase binding; guanyl-nucleotide exchange factor activity
Source: RefSeq, a predicted model, not a curated record